AAAUGUGUGGCGGUAAUUAUCAAUAUCAUUGGUAAGUGAAGUGGUGUUGGAGAUGGAUCGAGAAUGGGGAUCGAAGCCCGGGAGCGGAGGCGCGGCGUCGGCGCAGAACGAAGCCAUCGACCGGCGAGAGCGUCUCCGGCGACUGGCUCUGGAGACGAUAGACCUAGCGAAGGACCCGUAUUUCAUGCGGAACCACCUUGGGAGCUACGAGUGCAAACUCUGUCUCACUCUCCACAACAACGAGGGCAACUACUUGGCCCACACUCAGGGCAAGCGCCACCAGACCAACUUGGCCAAACGUGCUGCUCGCGAGGCCAAGGACGCCCCUGCCCAGCCCCAACCCCACAAGCGCAAAGUCACCCUUCGCAAAACAGUUAAGAUUGGACGCCCUGGGUACCGUGUGACCAAGCAGUAUGAUCCUGAGACCAAGCAAAGAUCUCUACUGUUCCAGAUUGAGUAUCCCGAGAUUGAAGACCUUGCCAAGCCGAGGCACCGAUUUAUGUCCUCCUACGAACAGAGGGUGCAACCCUUUGAUAAAAGAUAUCAGUACCUUCUGUUUGCCGCUGAACCGUAUGAAAUAAUUGCAUUCAAGGUGCCCAGCACGGAGAUUGAUAAGUCUACUCCAAAGUUUUUCUCGCACUGGGAUCCGGACUCAAAGAUGUUCACGUUGCAAUUGUAUUUUAAAACCAAGCCACCGGAGGCAAACAAACCACAGCCUCCCUCUGCAGCCAAUGGCACAGCGACAUCUGGUGUUCCACCAAGGCCUUUGCCCCCACCACCUCAAGCUCCACUACCCCCACCUCCUCCUCCCCCACAAGGGCUACCUCCUGGUGCACCUAUGGCAAAUCCUCCUAGAGCUCCUCCACCUCCAAUGCCAGGAUCCAUGCCACCUCCCCCUCCUAUGGCUGCAGCUAACGGUCCUAGACCUGCACCUUCUGGUGGAAUGCCAUCUGUCCCACCCCCACCCCCUAUUGCAAGUGGGACAUCGGGUUUCAACAUGGGUACUAGACCUCCAUCAAUGCCUCCUCCACAAGGUUUUCCUACCCAACCAAUGCAGAAUCAGGGUGUCCGUCUUCCUCCGCCACCCCCUAACAUGGGACAGUAGAUCCUUGAGCUUUAGAGCAGCGAGCGUCAUCUGAUUGAAGCGUUAAACAACUGUGGUGGGAUGGCCCCUGUCCGUUAAGGACUUGAACCGUGGGCAUGCUGAGUCUAUGUUUCGUAAGCAAUACACCAAAUUACCUGUACACACUCUUCACCGUGUCAUUUUCAUAUUUACAAAUUAAGAUGUUGAUGUAUCAAGAUUUUGGUAUUUAGUAUUGAUGGCUUUCGAGUA
This is a messenger RNA of Vigna angularis (adzuki bean), 1333 nucleotides long. RefSeq lists its product as uncharacterized. NCBI's taxonomy places the organism in Eukaryota, Viridiplantae, Streptophyta, Magnoliopsida, Fabales, Fabaceae. The coding region runs from base 53 to 1105 and encodes 350 amino acids. Gene Ontology annotation, biological process: spliceosomal complex assembly. Gene Ontology annotation, molecular function: zinc ion binding; nucleic acid binding. The record is from RefSeq and is a predicted model, not a curated record. Gene Ontology annotation, cellular component: U2 snRNP; catalytic step 2 spliceosome; nucleus. The transcript is spliced from 6 exons.